Dothidotthia symphoricarpi CBS 119687 is the source of this 513-nucleotide messenger RNA. RefSeq lists its product as uncharacterized. The transcript has 3 exons. NCBI's taxonomy places the organism in Eukaryota, Fungi, Ascomycota, Dothideomycetes, Pleosporales, Dothidotthiaceae. The record is from RefSeq and is a predicted model, not a curated record. Bases 1 to 513 code for a protein of 170 amino acids.
AUGCUGCCCUUUCGCAUUCAACUAACCGUACUUUCUGAGCUUACUCCCAAGUUCCGAGUAUCAUUCCUUGUCUCCAAUGACAACGACUAUGUCGACAGCAGGAUUGAUUCAUUGAACGGCAAUGACUUCUCAGCUCGUCCAGAUAAUGUGACAAGAUGUCGGCACCUGACGGACUCGUUGUCAAUUGGUUACAACUAUGACAAUCGAGAUCUCGGCUUCCAAGGGACCUUCAAAAAGACCAGACGUUCUGUCCCUCGUUGCUGCUUCACUCCUCGUUAUAUCAAACCUCGAAAAGCUGAGACACUGGCAGCAUCCUCUCUAGGACUUAUAGCGACCUCCCUCUAUGCGCUCGGUCCUGAUGCGCUUAAUCCUGAUCCACUGCUUGCACAGGACAGCCAUCCCCUUGACGACAAAGAGGGCAACCGCUGUCUCAAUCUACCUUCCGCCGGCGAAAGCGGCAAUGCGGCAAUCAAAACGGAGACGGAGGCGGACCUUUACUACUACUACUACUAG